AUGGGAGUGGUGAAACGCAUUGAGGAAAUUCACAAUGCAUUUGGUGAGCAUGGAACUCUUAAAACAGAAUCUGUUAAAAUCCAGCUUAAGGACAAUGCUCAGCCAUAUGCGGUACACAUAGCGCGCAGAGUUCCACUGCCUCUCAUACAAAAAGUAAAAGAGGAGCUUCAGCGCAUGGAAGAGAAUGGGGUCAUUGAGCCAGUGACAGACCCUACGGACUGGUGCGCACCCAUUGUGCCGGUGCUUAAACAGAACGGGAGGGUUUGCAUCUGUGUAGAUCUGAAAAAGUUGAAUGAAACUGUAAAAAGGGAAAGAUAUGUUCUUCCAACUGCAGAGGAGAUAAUUGCAAAACUGAGUGGUGCAACAGUCUUCUCAUCUUUGGAUGCUGCCUCAGGUUUUUGGCAGAUACCGUUACACCCAGAAAGCAGCAAACUAACUACUUUCAUAACACCGUUUGGAAGGUACUCCUUUAAACGUCUUCCUUUCGGCAUCACCAGUGCCCCAGAAAUAUUUCAGCGGAAGAUGAUGGAAACUUUACAAGGGCUUGAUGGAGUAUCGGUAUAUAUGGAUGAUAUAUUGGUGUAUGGAGACACCAUGGAACAGCAUGACAAACGGCUUACCAAUGUAUUAAAGAGAAUUGAGUCUGCUGGGUUGAAGUUGAACCAUGAAAAGUGUCUGCUGAGACAACAUCAGCUUCACUUCCUUGGUCACUUGAUCGACGAAUCAGGUGUGAGACCCGAUCCUGAGAAGGUCAGAGCAGUCCGUGAGCUGUCACCUCCAUACAAUGUUCAGGAGCUGAAACGGGUACUGGGGAUGUUUAAUUACCUAGGCAAGUACAUUCCUAAUUUGUCAACAGAAGGCAAACCACUGUAUGACUUGUUGAGGUCAACAGCUACAUGGACCUGGGCCAGUCCCCAGGUGACAGCAUUUCAGCGCAUUAAAGACAUUCUUUCUACUUCUCCAGUUUUGAAGUUCUAUGAUGUGACUCUACCUACUGCUGUGUCAGCUGAUGCCAGCAGUUAUGGCAUAGGUGGUGUAUUAUUGCAACUGCAUGAGAAAGACUGGAAACUGGUAACAUACUGCUCACGCAGUUUGUCUGAGGCAGAAUCCAGAUAUGCCCAGAUUGAGAAAGAAUGUCUGGCGAACGUCUGGGCUUGUGAAAAAUUCGAAAAGUACCUAAUAGGCCUUGAAAACUUCAAGUUGGUAACAGAUCACAAACCGUUAGUGCCUCUUAUGAAUAAGAAGGACUUGGACAGUGUUCCAUUAAGAUGUCAGAGACUACUUAUGAGACUAAUGAGAUUUAAACUGAUAGCAGAAUAUUCUCCAGGAAACACUUUGGUGGUGGCUGAUACACUAUCCCGAAGCCCACUAGCAUACAAGGAAAAUUAUCUCAACACACACACCGACGUGGAGUGUUACAUUGCUGCUGUUGUUGAAUGCAUGCCUGCAAGCCCACCAAAAUUUGAAGCCAUUAGGGCUGCUACAAAGGCUGACAAUAACCUGCAAAUUGUACUGAAGUAUAUCAGGUCAGGAUGGCCAAAAUAUAUAGACAACGUUCCAGUGGCAGUUCAACAGUUUUUCCAUUUCAAGAACGAGCUGUCUGAGCACAAUGGAAUACUGACAAGAGGAAGCCGUAUGUUAAUUCCAGACGUCUUGAGAGCAGAUAUUCUAAACAGGAUACAUGAUGGACAUCAAGGUCUGACAAAGUGUAGGGAGCGGGCCAGAAUAUCGGUGUGGUGGCCAGGCAUCUCGUCAGAAAUAAAACAAAAGGUUCAGUCAUGUCAAAUAUGCCUUGAGAUGAAACAGACACAGCAAAAGGAGCCUCUCAUCUCGACGCCCCUUCCAGACAGACCUUGGAAAAGGCUAGCUAUUGACUUGUGUGAGUAUAAUAAGCACACUUACCUUGUUGUGUCAGACUAUUUCUCUCGAUUUCUUGAGAUCCUUCACAUGCCAGCAACCACUACCUCAGAAAUAGUGUUAAAACUGAAGGCACUAUUUGCCAGGUUUGCCUGCCCUGAUGAAAUAGUUUCGGACAAUGGUCCUCAGUUCGUGAGUGCCGAGUUCCAGGAAUUUGCAAAGGAAUUUGACUUUUUGCACAUCACAUCCAGUCCACACCACGCUCAAGGAAAUGGACAUGCAGAGAGAGGGGUGCAGAUUGCGAAGAAAACUCUGCAACAGAAAGAUCCUCUUCUGGCUCUGAUGAGUUACAGGGCCACACCUUGCAUCACAACGGGUGCUGAGUCGCCACAGGACCCAGACGAAAUAGCUGCAGGGGGAGAGCACGAUGCUGUACUGGAGACAGAGGAAGUAGAGACUGCCAUUCAGAAAGAGUUUGCUCACCUGCAAUGA
Molecule: messenger RNA, 2349 nt
Organism: Polypterus senegalus (gray bichir)
Lineage: Eukaryota; Metazoa; Chordata; Cladistia; Polypteriformes; Polypteridae
Exons: 2
Coding region: 1-2349 (782 amino acids)
Biological process (GO): DNA integration
Molecular function (GO): nucleic acid binding
Source: RefSeq, a predicted model, not a curated record